CAUCCUGGGAAGCCUGGUGCGUUUUUCAAUUUUUUCCCAUUUUGUUGUAUAGAGUUACGAUAUUUACUAUUAAAACAAUCAAAAACUAGUUUCACAUUGUCAGUGCUUUCUUUUGGCGUAUAGUUCGAUCAUUUUCUGCAGAAAAUGGAUCGAGAACGCAACAACAGACGGCAUCGUUCCCGCUCCCGGUCCCGUGAGCGUCGUCGCAGUCGUAGUCGCGACCGAAAACGUUCGCGGUCAAGGUCACCGUACCGGAAGGGUCGCUCGCGCCGCAGGAAGCCUUCCCUGUACUGGGAUGUCCCGCCACCGGGCUUCGAGCACAUUACACCCCUACAGUAUAAGGCUAUGCAGGCGGCCGGGCAGAUUCCGGCCAAUAUCGUAGCGGACACGCCUCAAGCGGCUGUCCCGGUCGUAGGAUCUACCAUUACGCGUCAGGCUCGGCGAUUGUACGUGGGCAACAUUCCGUUCGGCGUCACCGAGGAGGAGAUGAUGGAGUUCUUCAACCAGCAGAUGCACCUGUCCGGUCUGGCACAGGCGGCCGGAAAUCCGGUGCUGGCGUGUCAGAUCAAUCUGGACAAGAACUUUGCUUUCCUGGAAUUCCGCUCGAUCGAUGAAACGACUCAGGCCAUGGCAUUCGAUGGAAUCAACUUCAAAGGGCAAAGUUUGAAGAUAAGGCGGCCACACGAUUACCAGCCCAUGCCUGGUAUGACGGAUUCGGCGACCAUUUCCGUACCGGAGAAAUUCUCCGGCGUCAUCAGUACAGUCGUUCCAGAUUCGCCGCACAAGAUCUUCAUCGGUGGUUUGCCGAACUAUCUAAAUGAGGACCAGGUCAAGGAACUGCUGCUUUCCUUCGGACAGCUAAAGGCAUUCAACUUGGUCAAGGACGCUGCAACUGGCCUGAGCAAGGGAUACGCUUUCGCUGAGUACGUAGAGUACACCAUCACCGAUCAGGCCAUUGCCGGAUUAAAUGGUAUGCAACUGGGCGAUAAGAAGCUGAUCGUACAAAGGGCCAGCGUUGGAGCGAAGAAUGCAAACGUCGCCGCUGUUGCACCGGUGCAAAUCCAGGUGCCGGGUCUCUCGCUGGUUGGCUCCUCGGGUCCACCGACGGAGGUUCUCUGUCUGCUGAACAUGGUCACACCGGACGAGUUGAAGGACGAAGAGGAAUACGAAGAUAUUCUUGAGGAUAUUAAGGAAGAGUGCAACAAGUACGGCGUCGUCCGGAGCUUGGAGAUCCCCCGACCGAUCGAGGGCGUCGACGUGCCGGGCUGUGGCAAGGUCUUUGUCGAAUUCAAUUCGAUUGUCGACUGUCAAAAAGCCCAGCAGGCACUUACCGGACGCAAGUUCAGCGACCGAGUCGUCGUUACCUCAUACUUCGACCCGGAUAAGUAUCAUCGUCGCGAAUUUUAAUUUUAUUAUCUGAUUUACGUGGGGUAUUUCAAUUAUGGAAAUCAGUUUUGGUAGACAGACAAAAAACAUCCAUAAUACAAUGGGUCUCUGCAUCGUAAAGUUUAAAUUUAGGGUCCUCGAUGACAAAAAAAAACAACAACGGCAAACCGCGGUGAACAGCGCGUGUGUAAUAUAAAUGCAGUGGAUGGUUCAUUAAUUUCAAAUCACACACACACACACACACUUGAGAAAGACACAGCACACAAUGAGCGUGGCCAGAAUUAGUUGUAACAGAAGCUGCAUGCAGCCACUUAGACCUGCGAACGAACCUACAUUAUAAUUGUGCCGGUGUGGUUGUUCAUUCACUUCAAUCUUCAAAGUUUUAUUGCAAAAGUUUUGCUUUAAUUUUCGCUUGCAACCAUUUUAUUAUUAUAAAUAUUGUUUCCCAUAAGCAACUUGACGCCAAGAAGCAAACAAGAAAAAAAACCCCUGACUAACAUGCCAGCGUUUUUAAUAAUCUGGCACUUGCAGAGAGAAAUAAUAUAUAAUAACAACAAUAAAGAGUUGGAUUUAUACAGUGUGAACUACAUCAAGAGGCGCACACAAUCUGCAGAGAAAACAACCACUCGGCGGUGUAUUGCUACAAGCUCGGAUAAAACUUUUUCAAUUAAGCAUUUCUUCUGCGGACUACCCAACCCUCUUGCUGCUAGCAGAUGAUGCGCCAUCUCCGAUGGAGAAACUGCACUCGUGAGCAGCAAGGUGGCGUCAACGUGAAGGCGAAGAUGCGUCUUAAUUGAAAUCGUUUGUACGCACUGCAUUGUGAUUCGAAUUGUUUGUGUGCGUGCUUAACGAGCCGUGGAGAACUUACCGUUUGGGUUGGUAAGUGCUGACAAUUGUCAGAAGAAAAUCGUUUGUGAGCUUUUUGGAGUUGUAACAAUUAGUGUAGAUGUAACUUCCAGGGAAAUCUUACUCGGAGAACCAAAUUAGUAAAUAAUUUGUAUGUUUGGAACAAAAUGCAUAGAAUAAAGUAAUUUCCACUUCACUGUAA
Molecule: messenger RNA, 2434 nt
Organism: Ochlerotatus camptorhynchus
Lineage: Eukaryota; Metazoa; Arthropoda; Insecta; Diptera; Culicidae
Gene: U2af50
Product: U2 small nuclear riboprotein auxiliary factor 50
Exons: 6
Coding region: 145-1407 (420 amino acids)
Biological process (GO): mRNA processing
Cellular component (GO): U2AF complex; nuclear speck; commitment complex
Molecular function (GO): poly-pyrimidine tract binding; pre-mRNA 3'-splice site binding
Source: RefSeq, a predicted model, not a curated record